GUACAGGUAACAGUAACCCAUUAGCCUUUCGGCUUAUCUGGUUUCGUAGGGCAUAACAAAUAAACAACUGCAAUAAAGUUCAGCUAAAACAAUUAAAAAGAUAAAUAUUUUGGAAGAAUAGGGUGGAUAUGUUGACCUUAGUUAUUGCGUGCCUCUCUAUCUCAGUUGCAGGCCUGCAUGCCGCUUUUGUGGUUGCUGUUGGUAGUCCCUCAGUAAAAGUCAAAGAGAAUGAGGGAGUUGACUUGAAAUGUUCCUACACUGCUGAUUUUGGAGCAACACCCAGAAUAGAAUGGAAGUUCAAGGAUCUCAAGGGCUAUCAGUUUUUCAUCUUCUUUGCUGGAACGAUAACUGCUGAAUAUGAAGGCCGUAUCACUAUGUAUAAUGGAGGACUGAGAUUUAACAAGGUGACCCGAGCAGACAGUGGAGACUAUGACUGUGAGGUUUCCGGCAAUGGUGGAUACGAUGAGAAGACCAUCAAGCUUACGGUUCUUGUACCUCCUUCCAAGCCUGUAUCCAGUAUUCCUUCAUCGGUCACAACAGGCAGUAACGUCCGUCUGACCUGCUUCGACACCGAUGGCUCUCCACCAUCCGCCUAUAAGUGGUACAAAGACAAUGCUCCCCUCCCUGAGGACCCAACCAAGUUCCCCAGUUUUAAAAACCUCACCUACAAGAUGAACAUUUUCAGUGGUAACCUGGAGUUCCCGAUUGUGUCUAAACUGGAUGCUGGUUCAUAUUUCUGUGAGGCCAGUAAUGGAGAAGGCAUUCCUCAGCGUGGAGAUGCAGUGCUAAUGGAAGUCCGCGAUGAGGACAACAUCCAAGCCCCAGCUGUGAGGGGCAGCUUGAGCAUGGAGACCCAGAAUGUCCCAAGCCAGAUCACCGUGAACCUCAUGCUGGAAAAACAGUAUGGUGUAUUCAUGUUGCAAGAGAUUAAACUAAAACUAGAGAUUCAAAAGCUGGAAUUAGAAAUAACCAAGUUAAAGUUGGAGCUGCAAAAACCUGGACAGGAACCUUAAAUACUACUCAACAUUGCUGCUCUGAAUCCAGGACUUUAUUUCACGUCAUUAUAUCAAAUGUUUUAUUUUACUAAUUAGUUAAAUUAAAUAAAAAUGUUCAACAUGUA
Puntigrus tetrazona (Sumatra barb) is the source of this 1120-nucleotide messenger RNA. RefSeq names its product F11 receptor, tandem duplicate 2 (gene f11r.2). The record is from RefSeq and is a predicted model, not a curated record. The transcript has 7 exons. Lineage: Eukaryota; Metazoa; Chordata; Actinopteri; Cypriniformes; Cyprinidae. The coding region runs from base 129 to 1013 and encodes 294 amino acids. Gene Ontology annotation, cellular component: bicellular tight junction. Gene Ontology annotation, biological process: cell adhesion; establishment of endothelial intestinal barrier; regulation of membrane permeability.